Messenger RNA from Antechinus flavipes (yellow-footed antechinus), 2259 nucleotides. RefSeq names its product golgi reassembly stacking protein 1 (gene GORASP1). Gene Ontology annotation, molecular function: protein binding. Gene Ontology annotation, cellular component: Golgi apparatus. Gene Ontology annotation, biological process: Golgi organization. The record is from RefSeq and is a predicted model, not a curated record. NCBI's taxonomy places the organism in Eukaryota, Metazoa, Chordata, Mammalia, Dasyuromorphia, Dasyuridae. Bases 84 to 1304 code for a protein of 406 amino acids. The transcript has 9 exons.
GCGUAUCAAUUUGGACCGGGUCGGGCCGGACGGGAGCCCGGGAGCAGGAGCCUGACAGUGGCCGCCGGGGGACACGUGUGGCCAUGGGCCUCACUGCGAGCGCGGAGCAGCCCGAGGGCGGCGCGGAGGGAUUCCAUUUGCACGGGGUCCAGGAGAACUCCCCCGCUCAGCAGGCCGGCUUGGAGCCCUUCUUCGACUUCAUCAUCACCAUUGGCCACGCCAGGCUGAACAAGGAGAGCAGCACCCUGAAGGACCUGCUGAAGGCCAACAUGGAGAAGCCGGUGAAGCUGGAGGUGUACAGCAUCAAGACGCUGAGGGUGCGCGAGGUGGAGGUGGUCCCCAGCAACAUGUGGGGGGGCCAGGGCCUGCUGGGGGCCAGCGUGCGCUUCUGCAGCUUCCAGAGGGCCAACGAGCACGUCUGGCACGUUUUGGACGUGGAGCCUUCAUCCCCCGCGGCCCUGGCCGGACUCCAGCCGUACACCGACUACGUGGUCGGCUCCGACCAGAUUCUCCAGGAGUCAGAGGACUUCUUCACGCUCAUCGAGUCCCAUGAGGGGAAGCCCUUGAAGCUGAUGGUUUAUAACUCUGAGACCGACUCGUGCCGUGAGGUGGUUGUGACUCCCAAUGGCGCCUGGGGUGGAGAAGGAAGUCUAGGGUGUGGAAUUGGAUACGGGUAUCUGCACCGAAUCCCGACCGUCAGCCCCAAGAAGCCCCAGGAGAGCGGACUGCCCGCGGCCCUGCCCCCCGAGACCCCGUCGUCCAGCCCAGACCAGGGGGGCUAUACCGAGGCUUCGCUGCAGGCCCCCGACUCCCCGUUCGAUGGGGCCCCAGACGUCCUCGACGUGGACCGGUCCGCAGCCUCCGGGAGCGACGCCUGUCCUGGGGGGACAUCGCUUCAGCCUCCGCCCCCCGUCCAGCGUGUCAUGGACCCAGGGUUCCUUGAUGUUUCGGGCAUUGCCCUUUUGGACACUACUGACGCCGCGCCCCUGCCCAGCACAGCCUCCCCGCUCUCCCUCCCCUCUUUGGGGGAGUCUCUGAUGGGAACUGAGAGCGUCCUCCCCAGCAGAGAGCCACUUGCAAAUGAAGAUGAAGCCCCCGAAGGCUCGGUCCUGGACGGCUCCGGGCCGCACUCGCAGCAGCCGGAACCCUGCUCGCCGGCGAGCCUCCCCAACGACGUCUGUUCCAAGGCAGCGCUGGAGACGGCCGAAGCCCCCGACCUUCUCCCGGGCCAGGCGGAGGCGCCGGUUGCCGGGGAGGGCGGGGUGUUAGCCGAGUCCGAGGAGGGGGACCCUGCCCUCAAGUAACGCUUCCGCACAUUCGGCCGCCCCCCAGAGACCGCCCUCGGCUUUGCGCCCUCCCCGGUGUCCCCGCGCCGACCUGCUGGACGCCGGCGACCUCUGUGAUCCCCGCUUUCUGGACUGGGCGCCUGGUGGCGUGAGGGCAGGAGCGCGCUGCCGCCCGGGCCGCCCACAGCCCGGCGGGACGCCGCAUCGAGCACUGUGCCCUGACUCAGCCGCUCUGGGGCCUUCGGAGCCUCGGGCCCGGCCGGCUCGCGCAGGGGAAGCGGACUUUGUGCAGUCAGAGCCCGUGACUGAGCUCCUGGAUCUCUGGGGUAGGAAAAAAGUGAGGGGACCUUCCUGGCCCUUCUGGGAAGCCCCCCGAGCCACCGAUGGCACAGGUGGGAACUGGCAGCUGGAGCUGCUCAGUUCCGUCACUGGCGCAGGGGGCGGUUCCGGCGGGUGGCCCGGCCGAAGGGCCUGGCCAAGGAGGCAGCGGGUGCCCCCGUGGGGAAGGCUCGGGGGUCCCGAGGGCCGGGGGGCUGCCCUCGGGCUGUCUUUGUCUCACCAGGAGGCUUGCUGUCCUCCGGUCUGAAUCCGGACUGAUUAUUUAUAGUGAGGGGGCCGGGGCCCCCUGGAGGGGAUGGGCUGCACGGUGCAAUCAUUAGGGGCCAGGACUCUGCCGCAGGACCGGGCCGUCUCCCAGCCUGAUGGCCCUGGGCCGGCCCACGCUGCUGGGUGCAUGUGGUGGGGAAUUAAGGGGGUGGGACUUGGGGGAGGCUGGGGCCGGUGGAAGGACCAGGCCUUCCUGAGCCCCAUUCUCCCCUGGGCCGCAAAGCCCCCGAAAUACGCCCAUCUGUGGGUGGGGCGGGCCCAGGCAGUGGCAGGCUUGUGAUUCCCAGUUCUGGGGCGAUGGUGACGGGGAACCCUUUAAUACUCCGGGUGAUUCCUUGGCCUUUCGAUAAAGACGUUUUAGUUUGCA